This is a messenger RNA of Anopheles merus, 4322 nucleotides long. Its product is annotated as autotransporter adhesin BpaC-like. The transcript has 6 exons. The record is from RefSeq and is a predicted model, not a curated record. NCBI's taxonomy places the organism in Eukaryota, Metazoa, Arthropoda, Insecta, Diptera, Culicidae. The coding region runs from base 579 to 3317 and encodes 912 amino acids.
ACCAGCAGACCGUCAAGGGGGCUACUUGUGCACGAGAGCCAUCCAGCGCACCAUUCAAACAACAACAUCUGACUUGCGAGGAAUCACACACCGAUUGCACCGCGUGUGUGCGUGAUUGCAGUGAUUGCAUUGCAGCGAAGCCGGUAAGCGAAAGUGUAGCGAACGGAAAUAGGAAGGAAAUCACGUGAAUGGGUUACAUUCGUUUUUGUGUUCCUCUGAGAAGUUUUAUGUGUGUGCGUGCGUGCGCGUGUGUUCGUUUAGUGACAAAACGCGUCGUGUGCGGGCGUGAUUUUUUUUGUUUUAAUCGUCGUUACCUAAUUGUGUGUGUGUCUCUACCCUGUCACAAGAUGCGUCGCAAAGUGCUGUUCCGUGUGGUGUGCGUGUGAGUGAAAUGUCCUUUUUUCUUAGCUGAGCGGCGGCAUAUAACGCUCCCCAUGUAACACAGACGGGGGGAAAAUAAGCCUUUCCUUCCGCAACAUAACCCCAAAAAGCAAAAAGUGUGUGCGGGGAUCUUAUCGUUUCCGGCAAGUGUUUUUGUGUGUGUGUUUGUGUGUGUGAUCGUAGCCUUCUUCGUCAAAAUGUCGAAAACAAUCGAAACCCAUCUGCAGAGCAACGAGGUGCGAAUACCGAAGAAAUCGAACGAAUUUGAUGUGACCGCAACAGCAACAGCUGGCCGCAAUGGGGGUGCGGGUGCUGGUGGUGCCCCGUGCCAGUACUUCAAGAGUUCGUUCGCCCGCUCGCUAUCGUUCAGCCAAGGGCCGGGUGGGCCAACCGGUGGCGGCGGCGGUGUGCGGGGAGGUGGACCGUACGGGGGUGCCGAACAGCACUUUACCCGGUCGCUGGAUUUUGACGUUAAUUUUGAUCCGAUCGGUGGUGGCAGCAACAUGGAUGGCGAUGGUGGUGCUGGUGGUCCACAUCAAAUGAUGAUGAUGAUGAUGGGCACGCCAUCGUCCGCUUCGCCCGUGUACGAGGAGGAGGGCGAGGGCGCGGUGUCACGCGCCGAAAGUGAUCCCGAUCCGGACGCGGCCUCACUGCUCGGCGGGCUGAACGGGAUCGAGACCAGCAACGGUGGCAUUGUGAAGACGCUCUGGAAUUACGCCAAGGGACAGGAAAUAAAAUCAGCAAACAGCAGCCCCGCCAAGCGGUCCCUCACGCUCAAAUCGAACGGUGGCACACUCGGCGGGCGCAAAUCCAUCGAAGCAAACGAAAUAGAAGUUUUGCGUCUUCGUAAGGAAUGCCAGAACUUGAUUGAGGAAAAUCGGCGGCUUGUUAGCAUAGCGAGCGGUGCCGGAAAUGGUUACGCGAUCAGCGGCAUGCUCAACGGUGCGGUGGGUGGAUCCGGAAGCUUGUCGACGCUCGGCAUGGGCGUCCCUAACGGUGGAAGCUACAGUAGUGUUGAAUCUGUGAUCCUGCAAACGCAAGUCGAAACGCUACAAUGGCAGCUCAAGCAGGUUGACUCCAGCCGACACAUGUACCGGGCGGUGAUGGAAGAAGUUGUGCGGUUUCUGGACCGCUGCUACCGCUCGCUGGACGCACUGCAGAGUGGGCAGAUAGGGCGAUCGAAGAGUGUGCUACAGGUGUCGAAAACGAGCGGACAUCAGCAGCAGCAGCAGCACCAACAUCACCACGAUUCGGACAGUAGCAGUGCGAGUAGUCCACGGGCACGCAGCAGUACGAAUCUAGUGGAUGUGCAACAACACAACAAGCCCUACACCAAAGCAGCGGGAGGAGGCCAUAAUGGGCGCCUGGACCAUCAGCAGCAGCACCAUCACCACAACCACAACCACCAACCGUCCUCGCUGACGCUGAUCAACACUGGAUCGUCGGCAGCAGCGAGUCAGCAUGCCGCAACGUCCACCCAUCACGAGGACGAUUGUGUCGUACCGCCAUCACCUGCCAGCUCCUACAGCACCUUUAGAGAUUUUACCUGGCGACGCUCACCGAAACGAACCCAGACUCUGCCAAUUUCCAGCAACGAAGUUGACCCGGAGAAGCUGGCCCAGGAGGCGUUCCGUUUGCUGCGGACGGUGCAGAAUCUGCUCAACACACAGGAGCCGACGCUGGCCCAAUCGACGAACGCACUGGACAGCCUGAUCUCGGCAUCAACGGCGGCAUCCAGCUGCGGCAGCAGCACCACGCUCACCGGUGUCGGUCUGUCCGCUUCCGGCGCGAUGCUCGGCAGCACACCGACACUGACCGGAGCGGGCGGUGGUGGCAACGGUGGCGGCGAUGGCGGUGCCGGCCGAAGCGUAGGAGUAUCGAAUGGACACGGCGGUGGAGGCGGCGGCGGAGGAGGUGGAGGAGCUGGUGGGGGAGCUGGCGGUGGUGGAAGUCAUCCGUUGGUGAACACCCGCAGCACGGUAGGCUUCAGCCGGAAGCUGAACAUGCGCGGUAGUCGACUGUCGGUGCGGAGCAGUACGGCCGACUCGGUACAUUCGACCUCGUCCUCCACCAAGACGGAAACGGACGAGGACAAUACGGAUCGGCCUUCGCCACCGCUCCUGCUGUCACAUCCUCACCAUCAUCACCACCAUCAUCAUUUGCUGCAGCAUCAGAAUGGAAUAAACGGUGGCACUGCAGGUGGUGGCGGUGGAGGAGGAGGUGGAGGUGGUAGCAGUAGUAGCAGCUGCUGCAGCAGCACCUCGGGCAAUGGUAGCAUCAAUGGGAACGGGCACCAUCAUCACAAUCCGGCCCACCGGUACAGUGCGAACAUCGAGCGGAUCAAGGAGAUGAUGAUAUCCAGCUCGGCGGAGGACGAGAGCGGCUUCAGCUCGAUGAACUCGUUCCAGGAGAUCGGUCUACCGCUGGUCAACUCGACGAUGCUGUCCUCGGUCGGUAGCAGCCACGGCGUUAGCAAUGGGUCGCUCGGCGGCGACGGAUCGUCGUCCUCGACCGAGGGAGGAGCAGCUGGCGGUGGCAGCAGCAGCAGUAGCACCGGCAACAACAGUGCGUUCGGCGGCAUGUCGGAAGAUUCGUCCGAGCUGCGGGAGAACACCGUCAUCCCGACGGCGGCCAUGAACGGGGCGACGAACGGGGGCGGCAGUAACAGCAGCGCCAACAGGCUGGGCAUUCCGUCCUCUCCGUCCGCAAAGUCGGCCAGUGGGCAGAGCGGGGGUAGCAGUAAUGCGUCCACUGUCACUGCCUCCGGUGGCGCGUCCAGCGGUGGAUCGCCACUGCGCGUCACGCAAACGGCCAGCUACGAGCACCACACGCACUUCAUCAACCAUCGGCGCUGGGACUCGGCCCCGGUUGUGCCGCCCAAGCUGAAGAUUCACGCCGGCGAAACCGAUACCGUGUCGCGGGUGCUCUGGGUGUAGCAGAGAUAGAAGCGGCCGGCGACCGGUGGUGUGGUCACCGAGCGCCGUCGCCCCGUAGGUUUCCUCGCAUUUCUUUCCCACUGCAUUUGUGCACUGUGAAUACGGAUCUCGUCGCCCUUUCUUCCCCCCAUGUGCCGAGUUGUGGCUAGGAAAAGGGGAUUGGAUGUCUCUUUCAGCUUUUUUUUUGUAGUUUUGUAAUUUUCACCACUCAUUUGCGUCCUCGAAUUGUUUCCUUUCUGUCGUCCAAGCUCUGUAUAGUUUUCAUUUUCUUUUGUAUAUAGUUUACUAAGUGGACACACACUGUACUUUAUGCUUACUUUUAAGCAUACUUCUGUUGAAAGGUGACAUCGAUUGAUUUUUAUAUAGGAUCCUUAUUCGAAAGCGGAAGGAGACAAGAGACAACCAACACACACACAUACUUAACAUACUUGUCGAAUUGUAGAGAUACGUUCGAAGGAGAAUUAUUCGUUGCAUUUAAUUAAAAAAAAACCAUAAUGGAUGGACAGAGCCGUCGUACUACUACUACUACUACUACUACUACUACUACUACUACUACUACUACUACAAUAAUCCCAUAAGCAAACCGUUCGUUUUUACCGCGCAGCACUGUACGACAAUUUUCGAAUCAUUUUUACGUCGCAAAUAGGCAAAAUGCGUAUGCGUGGGGAAUUACAAUUGCCAGGGAAAUUGCCGUUGCUGUUUAGCUACGAAAGUACUUUAUUAUUUUGUAAAUUUCGGAUUAAACAUUUUCGCUGAGCAGGAUAAGAAUUCGAACGCCAACAAUAUACCCAGGAGAAACAGCUUAGUAGUGAGGAUGAAAGCGAACGCCUGAAUGCUCCCAUGUACUUGACACGCCAAGUAUACUGAGUACGCCGAAUUAGAUGGGCAGCUGCAUGUGUGGGAUAUGACAUCGAUGGAUGAACGUUUUUGAUUCAAGAUAACGUAGCUGUUAAGAGCUGUGUAAGGAGAGGAAGUAUGAAUAAAUGUUUCAUGAUAUUGGGCGGA